GCCAAGUGAUACAGUUUGUAGUCUGAAUAAGCGUAAAAGAGAAUCCGUGAGGCAACACCCGGAGAAAUUAACGUGUUAACCGAUACCAGUAUAAAAGAUGAUACAUCAGUGAUGGAGUACCAAUUGUUAAACCUGCAAUCAUGAUCAUGAAACUGAUUAUACUAGUAGCUCUCAUUGCUGGCAUCAGCUAUUCCACUGCUCAUCCGCGCUGCGAUGAUCCGCACGAGGAAUACAAAGUCUGCGGCACGGCCUGUCAAGUCCAUUGCAGUAUUCUGGGCCUGAAGAUGCUGUACAAGUGUCCGGCCGUAUGUGUCGAGGGCUGUUUUUGCCGUGAAGGCUACGUGCGCCAGUUCGAGAAUGGCAAAGGGCCGUGUAUUCGUGAGGAUGAAUGCCCUUGCCCUCCGGAGCCGACUACAACUGAAUGCCCUCCCGGGCAUGAGGGGCACUGAAUAAGUCCAAUUUGAUCGACGGAUGAAAGUUGAUGAAGAUGGCAUUUUUUGUUUUUUGGAGUGUAAAAUUGCAGCAGUGAGAUUAUAAA
Messenger RNA from Armigeres subalbatus, 538 nucleotides. RefSeq names its product chymotrypsin inhibitor Ani s 6-like. NCBI's taxonomy places the organism in Eukaryota, Metazoa, Arthropoda, Insecta, Diptera, Culicidae. Bases 141 to 449 code for a protein of 102 amino acids. The transcript has 3 exons. The record is from RefSeq and is a predicted model, not a curated record.